AUGCCUAGGCUCCCCCUUCUUCUUACCACCGCCACCCUCGCUCUUCUCCCGGGCCUCUCGGCCUUCUCAUUCUCUUUCAGCCACGGGCCAGCCUCUUGUGAUCAGGCGGUGGUGACAUGGUCGGGCGGCCAGUCGCCCUACUCUUUGACCAUCAUACCUGCGUAUGACUAUCCAACGACCGUUAGUAUACCUGACAGCGCAUACGAUGAUGCAUCGGGCACUGGUUCAUACAAUUGGACGGCCAACUAUCCUUCUGGAACGAGUUUCGUCGCCAUGAUGUCUGAUGACUCUGGUACCGGUACUGGCGGCGUAUCUGAGCUAUUCAACAUAUCUAGCGCAUCUUCAGAAUCCUCGUGUGAUAUGAGGUCAGAGGAGACUGAUUUCUUGUUCUAUCUCAAUGAGACUUCUCUUACUCAAUGUCAAGGCGUAGAAGUGUAUUGGGACGAUUCUGCUGUGUCUCCCGUGUCCAUCAUCGGUGCCAUCCCUGGUGGACAAGUUUUUCAGCUCGUAUCGAGUGAUGAAAAGACCACUUCCAUGGUCUGGAGUACCAACGUCCAAGCUGGGACGGAUGUUAUAUUUGCCGCAUUCGACUCUGGUACUCACCUCCAAGGAGGGUCGAGCGACAUUCUGACCAUCCAGGGAUCUGGCGACAAUUCUUGCAUAGAUGACGCUUCGCCUUCGUCAACGCCAGCGGCUUCAACGGCAACGCAGACUGGGGCGUCAGGUGGUACAAAGACGAAUGCGGGAGGUGUCAAGACGGUCACUGCUGUUACCACGCAGACGGCAUCCGCAGCGAGCGGUGCUGCAGGCCUUUCCACUGGCGCCAUCGUCGGUAUCGUCAUGUCUGCUGUAGUCGUUGUUGGUGCUAUCCAGAUUGCUCUCCUCUGGUUCUGCUGCCGCAGACAGAUCCGUGCGCUCAUCUACCACCGCAAAGAAAUGCGAGGUACAGAGAUCAAGCCUAGUGGCGGUGUCGAUCUUGGGCUCGCUUCACGCGCUUCCUUUACUUCAGGGCGCGAGAACGAUGCGGGCAUGGGUGAACUGGCCGGUACUGAACGUCGUGGUAGUCGCUACAGCACUGUGCGAUCUCACGGCGCUGGUGAAGAUUUCGAGGCUGCGUCCUCCAUCUCUCCAUUCUGGGACGGCGCCGCCGCCAUCCCUCCCUCUGGCUCUGUCAUGUCUCUGAACGCCCUCGGCAACGGCCGGCCUCCCACGAUAGGCUCACUGGGCUUUGACUCUGAGGGGGAAUCCCUUCGCCCUCCCCGCGGCGCUUUCGGGAGAGAUCGCAACGAUUCGCUCUCCUCCCUCACCCUCACCAUCCCCGAAACCAUUGACGAAUCCGGCCAGCCCUCGCCCGCAUACGACGCCGCCCAUCCCUCUCCCGCCCUAUCCAACUCUUCCAAUUCGCCUCUUGUGCCCAGCUCUGCUGCUCUCGGCGGUAGGGGCAACAUGUCAAAGGCGCAGAUGGCGGCGAGCCUCAGCGCACAGAAUGCGGAUAGAGAGGGUGAGAGGGAUGUGUACUUUGGCGCUAGGGUGCCGCCUCCGGAAGCGCCGUCCGGUGGAUUCAGGAGACACGUUGAUGCGGGGGCUGUCGAAGAUCUGCCGCCCAUGUACCGACCAGAGUGGGAGAACAGUCCCAGGAAUAGCCAACACGAGCGAGAAUAG
Messenger RNA from Cryptococcus wingfieldii CBS 7118, 1662 nucleotides. RefSeq lists its product as hypothetical. The record is from RefSeq and is a predicted model, not a curated record. The coding region runs from base 1 to 1662 and encodes 553 amino acids. Lineage: Eukaryota; Fungi; Basidiomycota; Tremellomycetes; Tremellales; Cryptococcaceae. The transcript is spliced from 8 exons.